CCGAAAGCAGGCGGUGCGCGGGCCUGAGCGGACCGCCAGUAUAAAAGCGGAGUUUGGAACUGUCGUCGCCUUUUGCCCUCUUCCACCACCUUCCUCUGGGUUCUUGAUCCUUCCACCACGCACCAGAACCAGUAUUUAUAUGUAUCCAAAAAUCCUGCAUAGAAACAUGGGCUCACAAAAGAUCCAGGUCAUGCAUGACUCGCGUCUUGUGGACGACGACGGCAGUUUACUUGAACCCAUUGAUCUUCAGCUAACGGUCUUUGAGACCUUAUUGCAAGAUGACACCCCAGUAUCAGGUGUCUCGUCAUUACCCAUGGCUACACCAAAAGCGGAGAAGUUAGAGGUCGAUUCUGUUGGGAUCGUGGAGGUGGGAGAUCCUUCCAACGACGACCAGCAUACGCCCUGCCCUCCCGGACCACUCCUCCAGGACUAUGACUCUUUCAGUAAAGGGAGCGUUGAGGGUGACUUUGCCUUCUUACCACCUUAUUACGAACACGAUGACUCGCCUGUAUAUUCCGGGCCCGAGCUUGAAGAAGACUUGGGUCAGACGGUGCCCGAUUUUAAUUCAUCAUUGGCAUCCCUUCCUCUCACGGAGGCCGGGGAAUGGAUCCCGUCGUGGCUUCAGGGCGUGUCACAAGCACAGGGGGCUGACUCCCCCCUCAUUACCUCCCGACUCGUCGUCGAGCAGGACAUUGCUGAAGAGACCGGGAAGCGCUACAAGCGCAAGCACUCUGUUGCACUAUCCGACGACGUAUCUCAGCGUCGCGUGCCUCUGGGUCCGCUGAGCUUACCUUCCAUCUCUGAGAGGAAAAUACCCAAGCAUAUGCCUCCUGACUGAUGGUGGUGGCUCGCACCACCCAUUGACACUCAUUGGCCUAAAUGCCGACAUCCAGCUUACAUUGCUGACCGUAUUCCUCGUAUACAACCAUUAUGCUCACGACGGGAACAACACACCCGUCUUACCUUAUGCCUUCGGCGAGACAAGGACAGCGUCUUUGAUCCGCAUUUUUCCUACCACUCCACGAAUGCACUACUCCGCUUUUUCCCAUGUUUCCCAACAGCGGCUGUACCGAUAGCCAUCGUUACAGGCUAGAGUUGAAAGACAUAUUUAUACGACUUGGAGCAAAGUCCUUAGGAAAUCAUCCAGUACAGUGACUUCGUUUUUCGUUUUUCGUUCUUCAUUUCUUUUAUCGACCCCAUUCCUAGAGUAUCCAAUACUACGCCUAGUAUAGAUACCUCACCUAAGAGUAGUCGUAGAGAUACCUUGCGCGUACCCAAUAGAUCCUAUUUUUGAUAAUUGAUUUUACUGUAGCUUGCGUGGAUAGGCACG
This is a messenger RNA of Desarmillaria tabescens, 1330 nucleotides long. RefSeq lists its product as uncharacterized. The record is from RefSeq and is a predicted model, not a curated record. The coding region runs from base 140 to 838 and encodes 232 amino acids. NCBI's taxonomy places the organism in Eukaryota, Fungi, Basidiomycota, Agaricomycetes, Agaricales, Physalacriaceae. The transcript is spliced from 4 exons.